Messenger RNA from Cynara cardunculus var. scolymus (artichoke), 1338 nucleotides. Its product is annotated as chlorophyll(ide) b reductase NOL, chloroplastic. The transcript has 13 exons. Gene Ontology annotation, molecular function: oxidoreductase activity. The record is from RefSeq and is a predicted model, not a curated record. Lineage: Eukaryota; Viridiplantae; Streptophyta; Magnoliopsida; Asterales; Asteraceae. The coding region runs from base 106 to 1161 and encodes 351 amino acids.
UUUUUUUUAUACGGAGGGAGGAAACGGUUUUUAUCUUGUUAUCGAUCCUCCACCACCACCACCGAAACAUCACCGGAGCUCAGAAGGUGUCUUUCACAUCUUCAAAUGGCGAUAACUGCAGCACCUGCUGCUUCUUCCCUAUUCAACUGCUCAAUUUCCCCUUCACCGUCAUCAUUAUGCUGUCGUUCCCUUCUUUCUUCUCUCCCACAGCACCACCUCUACCUAUCCUUUGCUGGAGGAUUUGGUUUUUCCACUACUCGACCCCACCAAAAACCCUUUGUUUCAAAACCUUUCAUAUGCUCUUCUUCCCCUGGAAAAUCUCAGCCGAUGGUUCCUCCUUUCAAUGUUUUAAUCACCGGUUCCACUAAAGGAAUAGGUUACGCCUUAGCUAAAGAGUUUCUGAAAGCAGGUGACAAUGUCUUAAUAUGCUCAAGGUCUGCUGAACGGGUUGAGUCUGCUCUCCAGACUUUAAGGGCGGAACUCGGGGUUCAGCAUGUGUGGGGUACGAAAUGUGAUGUUCGGGAUGGGAAUGAUGUGAAAAAUCUAGUUCAAUAUGCACAAGACAACCUCCAAUACGUGGAUAUAUGGAUAAAUAAUGCAGGAUCAAAUGCAUAUAGCUAUAAACCUCUGGCUGAGGCUUCAGAUGAGGAUCUCAUAGAAGUUGUCACUACGAACACACUUGGUUUGAUGAUUUGUUGCCGAGAGGCAAUGAAAAUGAUGCUCAACCAGCCUAGAGGGGGGCAUAUAUUCAAUAUCGAUGGAGCAGGUUCCGAUGGAAGACCAACCCCCAGGUUUGCUGCAUAUGGGGCAACUAAGCGCAGUGUGGUGCAUUUGACAAAGUCAUUACAGGCGGAGCUGCAGAUGCAAGAAGUAAGCAAUGUUGUUGUCCAUAACUUGUCGCCAGGAAUGGUUACAACUGACCUUCUCAUGUCGGGUGCCAACACAAAGCAGGCCAAGUUUUUCAUUAAUGUCUUAGCAGAACCAGCAGACGAGUAUGUACAGGUUGCAGAGUACCUUGUCCCGAAUAUCAGGUCCAUACCAAUCAGUGGAUCAACCAGACCAACUUAUAUUCGUUUUCUUACGGGACUAAAAGCUUACUCCCAAAUAUUUUCUAGACUAGCAUUUGGAGCCAGAAGGAAUAGAUACUUGGUUGAAGAGUGAUGUAUGCACUUUUUUCCAAAAUACCCCUGUCCAAGCACAAAAAUGUAUUGUUUGCUAAAUUUGUUGUAGAAUGUUGUCUGCACUUUGCAAGUCAAAUUGCCCAUUUUUCUUUUUCUAAGAAAUGAUAUUUUCAUCUGUGAUUGGCCGGUUUUAUACAAAUUAGUCGUGUUUUAAAAA